AUGACACUCGACCGAACUCCGAAUCCAGCAGCCAAAAUUACCUGCACUUGUGGUUUACACUUCAAAAACCACGAACUAUUCAAAGAACAUCGCAAAGCGAAGGGGUGCCGACUAUCAGAUUGCACGCCUAGUGAUCUCAAAGGCAAGCGCAUGUUCGGGUGCUCCAUUGAAGGCAAUAAGGCUACUUUUAACAACCAGGCUGAGCUACUGAAACACGCUGGGGUUAGGCAGAGAACCAGAGUGCAGCAACCGAAAUCAACUCAGGAAUCCACAGUGGCUCUCGGCGGUGCUAAUCUCCCAACUGUCGAGUACGUCUGCCGUUACGCCGGCUGCCUCAAGGUAUUGAAGGCUCCAGCCAAUCUGCGACGUCACCUAUGGGGGCAUUCAGGUCUUAAACCAGAUGAUCCAAAAGCUUGGCCUCGUUUUCUUGAAGGCGGAGAAAAGAUCUAUGGAUGCCAUACGGGUGGAUGCAGGGCUGCCUUCGAGGAUCCGGAGAAGCUAUUGAAGCACACGAAAGACGUGCACUGCAGGUGCCCAUACUGCAAGGUUCCAAUCAGCUAUGGUUUUCUCAGGCACGUCAAGUCAUGCAGUUUGCAUCAUCUCAGUCUGUCAGCAGCCACUUCAAUCCGUGGGUUAUUGACGCCCGCAUCGACUCUCGAGAUGGGAGAGGACAUCAAUCAGGGUGGAGCAAUACCAGCAAAUAAUUUACGAGAAGACUCAACCAUCUACAUAUCAAAUGGCGCCCCUUACAGCUCUGCUAUGGCCUUCCAACCUCAACAACCCGUCAGUCUUGAUGCCGACCCGGCCGAGUACGGCGACAACGACGGCCACAAUUCGCCCCCCAUGCUUCAUAAUGAACAUCUAGUUCGCGGUGCCCAUCAGCAGACAGGCCUUAAGAGGAGACACCAACUGCGGCGACGUGAGCAAACACGCAAAAGGCUUAGAACCCGAGAGCGGAACGCAUCCGAAACAACAGCGACUCCCGAGGUGGAAGACAGCGGUCAGAAUCAGGAUGCUAGAAACGAACCAGAAAGCCAGAUGCUAUCAGAGGCACAAUCAGGGGUUCAACCAGAUCACCAACCCCAGCAAGUUGCCGAGAACACUACCCACGGCUGGUUUUCCGUCAUCCUCAACUCACCCGCAACAAUCACUUCCGAUCAUAGCAUACAACCUCUGGCCGACGACUCAGGUCAUACGUAUGAACCUUCUCAGGCUCGCUCUCCUCUGCAAGCAAGUCCAACGGCUUCACCAUAUUCGACAAACGAGCUCCCUCGUCACUGCGACCUGUUGACAGCUGGAGAUGGCACAGUCAGGUUGGCAUCCGAACUCGACUAUUCUAAGGAGGUCGCGGCCACGGUACAGCACUCAGGUCACCCAGUGACAGCACUCUCAGCAGUCGCGCAAUCUACAGAGGGAGAGCCUACCGAAUCUCGACGCAAAUUCAGGCCCCGCAAUGCUAUCAAGUUGCUCAGUGCCCCCCCUUCGCCACCGAGGGUCACGUCAGAUCCAGUGGGUGGUCCGACACUUGUUUCCUCCGAUGGAAUCCAAUCUUCUGGACCUCGGGCAUCGUGGCUAGGCAGAGACAGUGCGGCCAUUCAUGUAUCGGAUGAGCCCUCAGACCACCUACUAAACGACUCUCCAACUGUACUCUUCGACGAUGAAGAAACUGGAUCCGACACGACUCUCGCUGGUGAGGAAGACAGGCGGUCACUUUCCCCUGCCCCCGUCAGCGGUAGGGCAUUUCACAGGGCCUACAGGCAAGAGUUUGAAGAAAUGGGAGUCAGAAUACGCAAUACUCGAGAGCAACAAGAUAUAUCCGAACCGGCAGCGACUCUCGAGAUGGAGCAUAUCGACCAGGAUCAGGGCCAUGGAGCGAACGAUGGGCCUCAACCACAACCAACUUCCUCGAUGGAGUCAACCGCGAAAGGCAACGAACCGUCUCAGCGUACACAUAUCUCGAACCCGGAAAGAAUGCACCGGCGUAAUUCCCCAACGACACUUCAUUCACCUGUUGCCACCCAACCACAACAACCCAUCCGCCCCCCCCCCCGGCCAGCAGCUACCUCAGCUCGAAGCUCCUGUCAAGCUCCGGAGACCUUCGCCUACUGUUGGGGGCAAGGAUCACGAUCAUCGUGA
Molecule: messenger RNA, 2136 nt
Organism: Fusarium vanettenii 77-13-4
Lineage: Eukaryota; Fungi; Ascomycota; Sordariomycetes; Hypocreales; Nectriaceae
Exons: 5
Coding region: 1-2136 (711 amino acids)
Source: RefSeq, a predicted model, not a curated record